GUCCUCCUGUCGGCUCCGCCGUAGCUCGCAAUGUGACACCGGGACGCACACGCUCGCGCGCGCUCUCUCAGGCUCGCUCGCCCUCGCCCUCUCUCCCACACGCACGCACACACCCACCUCUCCCAUAAACACACACACACACAUGCACACCCACACCCACGCGCGCCCGCACCGCCCCACGCGCGCACACUCCCGCCCACGCCCACGCCGCGCUCCAGGGAGUCCGGUCCCGGCGAGAGCGCGAAAGGAUACGGAGAAGCCACCCGCGGGGAGCGCAGCGGCGCCCCGGGACGCGGCGCCCUCCCCGCGCGGCCGCCUCGGCUCGCGCUCGGCCUGGGGGCCUCCGGCCGGCCAUGGCCUUGGAUUGCCUGCUGCUGUUCCUCCUGGCAUCCGCAGUGGCCGCGAUGGAAGAGACACUCAUGGACACCAGGACAGCUACUGCAGAGCUGGGCUGGACAGCCAAUCCCGCCUCGGGGUGGGAAGAAGUCAGUGGCUACGAUGAGAACCUGAACACCAUCCGCACGUACCAGGUGUGCAACGUCUUCGAGCCCAACCAGAACAACUGGCUGCUCACCACGUUCAUCGACCGGCGCGGGGCCCACCGCAUCUACGCCGAGAUGCGCUUCACCGUGAGAGACUGCAGCAGCCUCCCCAACGUCCCCGGCUCCUGCAAGGAGACCUUCAACUUGUACUACUACGAGACCGACUCGGUCAUCGCCACCAAGAAGUCGGCCUUCUGGUCCGAAGCCCCCUACCUCAAGGUGGACACCAUCGCUGCGGACGAGAGCUUCUCCCAGGUAGACUUCGGGGGAAGGCUGAUGAAAGUCAACACAGAAGUCAGGAGCUUCGGGCCGCUCACGCGGAACGGCUUUUACCUCGCCUUCCAGGAUUACGGGGCCUGCAUGUCUCUCCUUUCGGUCCGGGUCUUCUUCAAAAAGUGCCCCAGCAUCGUGCAAAAUUUCGCAGUGUUCCCAGAGACCAUGACGGGGGCGGAGAGCACAUCCCUGGUGAUUGCCCGGGGCACGUGCAUCCCCAAUGCAGAGGAAGUGGACGUGCCCAUCAAACUCUACUGCAACGGCGACGGGGAGUGGAUGGUGCCCAUCGGGCGCUGCACCUGCAAGGCUGGCUAUGAGCCGGAGAACAGCGUGGCCUGCAAGGCCUGCCCUGCAGGGACGUUCAAGGCCAACCAGGAAGCUGAGGGCUGCUCCCACUGCCCCUCCAACAGCCGCUCCCCUUCGGAGGCGUCUCCCAUCUGCACCUGCCGGACUGGCUAUUACAGAGCAGAUUUUGACCCCCCGGAAGUGGCGUGCACUAGCGUCCCAUCGGGGCCCCGCAAUGUCAUCUCCAUUGUCAACGAGACGUCCAUCAUUCUGGAGUGGCACCCUCCGAGGGAGACAGGGGGACGGGACGACGUGACCUACAACAUCAUCUGUAAAAAAUGCCGGGCAGACCGCCGGAGCUGCUCACGCUGCGACGACAACGUGGAGUUUGUCCCCAGGCAGCUGGGCCUGACCGAGUGCCGAGUCUCCAUCAGCAGCCUGUGGGCCCACACCCCCUACACCUUUGAUAUCCAGGCCAUCAAUGGGGUCUCCAGCAAGAGUCCCUUCCCCCCGCAACACGUCUCUGUCAAUAUCACGACAAACCAAGCUGCCCCCUCCACUGUUCCCAUCAUGCACCAGGUCAGUGCCACCAUGAGAAGCAUCACCCUGUCGUGGCCACAGCCGGAACAGCCCAAUGGCAUCAUCCUGGACUAUGAGAUCCGGUACUAUGAGAAGGAACACAACGAGUUCAACUCCUCCAUGGCGAGGAGCCAGACAAACACGGCGCGGAUCGACGGGCUGCGGCCGGGCAUGGUGUACGUGGUACAGGUGCGCGCCCGCACCGUGGCUGGCUAUGGGAAGUUCAGUGGCAAGAUGUGCUUCCAGACUCUGACAGACGAGGACUACAAGUCGGAGCUGAGGGAGCAGCUGCCCCUCAUUGCAGGCUCGGCAGCGGCCGGGGUCGUGUUCGUCGUGUCCUUGGUGGCCAUCUCCAUAGUCUGCAGCCGGAAACGGGCGUACAGCAAAGAGGCGGUUUACAGCGAUAAACUCCAGCAUUACAGCACAGGCCGAGGCUCCCCAGGGAUGAAGAUCUACAUUGAUCCCUUCACUUAUGAGGACCCCAAUGAAGCCGUCCGGGAGUUUGCCAAGGAGAUUGAUGUGUCUUUUGUGAAAAUCGAAGAGGUCAUCGGAGCAGGGGAGUUUGGAGAGGUGUACAAGGGACGUUUGAAACUGCCCGGCAAGAGGGAAAUCUACGUGGCCAUCAAAACCCUGAAGGCCGGGUACUCGGAGAAGCAGCGGCGGGACUUUCUGAGCGAGGCCAGCAUCAUGGGCCAGUUCGACCACCCCAACAUCAUCCGCCUGGAGGGCGUGGUCACCAAGAGCCGGCCGGUCAUGAUCAUCACGGAGUUCAUGGAGAACGGUGCUCUAGAUUCCUUCCUCAGGCAGAAUGACGGGCAGUUCACGGUGAUCCAGCUGGUGGGGAUGCUCAGAGGCAUUGCUGCGGGCAUGAAGUACCUGGCCGAGAUGAACUACGUGCACCGGGACCUGGCUGCGAGGAACAUCUUGGUCAACAGCAACCUGGUGUGCAAGGUGUCUGACUUUGGCCUGUCCCGCUACCUCCAGGAUGACACCUCAGACCCCACCUACACCAGCUCCCUGGGAGGGAAGAUUCCUGUGAGAUGGACGGCUCCUGAGGCCAUUGCCUACCGCAAGUUCACUUCGGCCAGCGACGUCUGGAGCUACGGGAUUGUCAUGUGGGAAGUCAUGUCCUUUGGAGAGAGACCCUACUGGGAUAUGUCCAACCAAGAUGUCAUCAAUGCUAUCGAACAGGACUACCGGCUGCCCCCUCCCAUGGACUGCCCCGCAGCCCUACACCAGCUCAUGCUGGACUGUUGGCAGAAGGACCGGAACAGUCGGCCCCGCUUUGCGGAGAUUGUCAACACCCUAGACAAGAUGAUCCGGAACCCGGCAAGUCUCAAGACUCUGGCAACCAUCACCGCCGUGCCUUCCCAGCCCCUACUCGACCGCUCCAUCCCAGACUUCACGGCCUUCACCACCGUGGACGACUGGCUCAGUGCCAUCAAAAUGGUCCAGUACAGGGACAGCUUCCUCACCGCCGGCUUCACUUCCCUCCAGCUGGUUACCCAGAUGACGUCAGAAGACCUUCUGAGAAUAGGGGUCACCCUGGCAGGCCACCAGAAGAAGAUCCUGAACAGCAUUCAUUCGAUGCGGGUCCAGAUGAGUCAGUCACCGACGGCGAUGGCCUGACAACUCGCGUGUUCUCGGGGUGGGGGGAGGCAAGGAAGGCAAAGGACCAGAGUCAGGGGGAAGCAGAGGCGGACCCCCGCGGAACACGCUGGAAAGCCUGGCUUCUCAGCUGACACGUGCACUCCCAUCAGCAAAGCAUGAACUAGACCUGCGGCUGGGGAGGCAACCCGGGUUCCUCCGCACGGAAGCACGCGUGCGCCGCCGCGGGAAGCCAAGUACCUCCCAACAAAAGUCUAAAAAGGUGACGUUCAGCGGAAGUGAAGACCACGCACUAUGCCUCGGGGGCAGCGGCCUGAGCUGAGCCCCCACCGUCCCGGGCUGCGGCAGGAAGAAGGGAAGGAGGUGGAGGUGGAGGGAGGGGACAGACGCCCUGUUCCAGUUUCUUCCCCACCAAUGACAUUCUUUUCUUUUCUCCUUGCGCUCUGCUCCCCGCGAGCCCCUUCCUCUCCCAGCCGCCUCGCCCUUCGCCCCUGGCUCGUGUCGGGAAAUGUCUCGGAACACACACACACAAAAACCCAGCUCCCGAGUCUCCAGAUCUCGUUCUGUCAGUUGCCAAAGGACGUUGCUGACCACUGCAUGGGGAUCCAACCAAUUCAAUUAAUGUCUUCAUAUUGAAGAAGCGAUGUACCUUCAAUUGAAAACCUUGUUUUUCUUUUGUUUGCAUUUUCUGCAAAAAGGAAAAAGAAACCACAAAUUGGGGAAAAAAAUAGAAAAACCUGUUUCCGUGUGCGAGAGCACGCCUCUGUAUGUCUGCGUUCCACAGUGAUUGUGCUUGUGCGUAACAGAUGUGAAUAAGAAACAAGAACCGGGACGUCUUUGCUCUGGGAUAUCCAGAGGGGCCGGAAUGUGCUGGGGGUCGGCCCAGUGGCCUCUCAGCUCUGUGGGAAGAGAGGUGAGGGUGGGGGGAUUACUAUGAGAAGGGGAAAGCCAAACGCCCAAGAGUUUACACAUUCAGACAGGAAACAGGUGAGCGGUUUGAAUUGGGUGCAGUGCGGGCCAUUCUGGAAUGAUGCUGACUGAGUGAUUCCUGUGGGUGCCACCUGAAGAAAUCGGAAGGGAAGUGUUUCUGGAGAAUGUUCUUCCACAUCCGGGGAGUGUGCCAUCAAGAGGGGGCGGGGGAGAGUCCAUCUUGCCUUACCUGUGGACUGGCGUAAGCCGCGUGGCGUUCGAGGAAUGUUUCAGAUGUGUCUGUGUUUCUCUUUGCAUUCCUUAUUGUACCUCAUUGUUCGAUUCACUUUUGUAAAUUCCACCUAACAUUGAAAUGUUUUUAAUUUUUCCUUUGACCUUAAGCUCCUUGCUAAUUUUAUCUGUCUAAUUAAAGUGAGCAGAAGCAUGUCUGGGUUUACAUAGAA
This is a messenger RNA of Oryctolagus cuniculus (rabbit), 4660 nucleotides long. RefSeq names its product EPH receptor B1 (gene EPHB1). Gene Ontology annotation, molecular function: protein binding; ATP binding; transmembrane-ephrin receptor activity. Gene Ontology annotation, biological process: ephrin receptor signaling pathway; protein phosphorylation; axon guidance. Lineage: Eukaryota; Metazoa; Chordata; Mammalia; Lagomorpha; Leporidae. The record is from RefSeq and is a predicted model, not a curated record. Gene Ontology annotation, cellular component: plasma membrane; dendrite.